Messenger RNA from Echinostoma caproni, 165 nucleotides. The record is from the annotation of a GenBank genome assembly. NCBI's taxonomy places the organism in Eukaryota, Metazoa, Platyhelminthes, Trematoda, Plagiorchiida, Echinostomatidae.
CUCCAAGCCAAAUUCGAAGCACUGAAGAAGAAUCACGCCGAAGAGAAAAAGAAGUUGGAGGAUAAAAAACGUAUCCUUGAAGAGGAAAUGGCCGCGUUUGAGCGUCGCAAGCUUCUAGCCGAACAAGCUAAACAAGGCAAUUUCACCAUGAAGAAAAAGAAGUAG